Physella acuta is the source of this 1302-nucleotide messenger RNA. RefSeq names its product zinc finger protein 84-like. The record is from RefSeq and is a predicted model, not a curated record. Lineage: Eukaryota; Metazoa; Mollusca; Gastropoda; Physidae.
AUGGAAAUGAAGAAGGAGGUUAAAGAGGAAGUUGAUAAGAAGCAAUCUUCAAUUUCAACAGAAAGAAAUAUUAUAGAAAACAAACUUAAAAGUUGGACAGUUAGAGAGUUACCUUUGUUUAACUUCAAUUGCAGCAGCUGUGGUGAAAAGCUUCCAACUUUUGCUAGUUAUAAAUGCCAUUUACAAUUGCACACAGACGAGACUGAGAGAAAAAAGUCAUUUCAAUGUGAUAUUUGCAAGGAAACAUUUAAUGACCUGUUGAGUUUAACAUUGUCACCAUCUACCGGUGUUGGAUUAAUCUGUUGUGUUUGUAAGAAUGGACUGUCAUCAGAAAAUCAUGUAGUUAAUGAAGUACACAGUGAAGUAUUGCAGCCUACAGAGUUAAACUGUGUUCAGGAGCAUUCAGCAGAGAAGCUGAUUGAGUGUGAUACUCUUAAAAGAUUUUGUUUUGAAAAAGACUACAAUCUGCACAAAUCAAAUCAUGCUGGAGAGUUUACUCGCAAAUCUAGUUUAAAACGGCAUAAGAAACUGCAUACAGUUUCAAAACCUUUUCAAUGUGACUUGUGUCCAAAAAAAUUCUCUGAAAACCUUGCACUAACCCAGCAUAAAGAACGGCAUACAGGUUUUCCUUUGAAAUUAAUGUCAGACCAGCAUAAAGGUGAAAAGCCUUUUAAAUGUGAAAAGUGCACCAGGAGUUAUUUUCAUAAAGGUGAUUUAAGAAAGCAUGAAAAAAAAAAUCAUUCUGAAAAUAAUUCAUAUGAGUGUGAUGCGUGUCCUGAGAAAUUUGCUGCACGGUAUUUGUUACAACAGCAUAAAUUAAAGCAUGCUAAUGUAAAGCCUUUUAAGUGUGAAAAGUGCACUAAAAGUUAUUUUCGCAAAUUCGAUUUAAAAAGGCAUCUAAAUAAAGUACAUUCUGGUAAUAUACCUUCACAGGGUAAUGUAUGCCUGGAAACAUUGGAUACCAAAAAUAUUCAUUCUGGAAAUGUUCAGUUUAAAUGCGAUGUCUGUAAUAAAAGUUUUAAGGAUAAAUCUCAUUUAGCACGGCAUCAGGUAGCUCACCUAAAUGAAAAGAUAUUUUCAUGUGACCUGUGUAACAAAACUUUUCGUCAUAAGAAAAGUUUAAUUAGACAUCAGCUGCUCACUAAGGAGAUUACUUAUGGUUGUCCGUCAUGCUCAAAAAUAUUUUUGAGUGAAAAAGAUCUCACUGAACAUCAACAAAAGUAUUCAGCUUUUGAGUGUGCUGUGUGUAAAAGGCAUUUUAAAUGUAAAAUUUUAUUAACCAAGCAUGAAAAGUUUCAUUAA